Molecule: messenger RNA, 1110 nt
Organism: Drosophila ficusphila
Lineage: Eukaryota; Metazoa; Arthropoda; Insecta; Diptera; Drosophilidae
Gene: Uros2
Product: uroporphyrinogen-III synthase
Exons: 1
Coding region: 198-959 (253 amino acids)
Biological process (GO): uroporphyrinogen III biosynthetic process
Molecular function (GO): uroporphyrinogen-III synthase activity
Source: RefSeq, a predicted model, not a curated record
AUUUUGCAUUCUUAUUCAAGAUUCCGACAAUAUAAAAUUAUUAUUAUUAUUAUUUUAAAAUUUCCUGAUAAGCACGGCGAUAGUUUUCAAGCACUGUCUGUUUAUUUCCGUUACGAUUCAAACGCUCUAAAACCCGAUUGCUGAACACAAAAAUCAAAUUUCUUUUAGUUCUCCAACCAUUAAAUUUAAUUUCCACCAUGGGCGACCGUAACAAGCGACCUGUUAUCUUGCUGAAGGUUCCAACCUCCGAUGAUUCCUAUGGAUCGGCAAUGCGCAACCACAAUCUGGAUCCUAUAUUCAUUACCCCCUCCCACUUUGUCUUCAAGAAUCUGAAACAGUUGCAGGCCAAGCUCCAGGAGCCCCACAAGUAUGCAGGGAUAAUCUUUGCUGCUCCUCGAUGUGUUCAGGCGGUGAACGAGGCUCUGGAUAAGGCACCACUACCAAGUUGUUGGCGUCCGUUGCACAACUACUCCCUGGGAAAGAACACCCACAGUUCGGUUUGGUUUACUUUGCAGAACCUGCCGACUCUGGGCGAUCAUGCAAUAAACGCAAAUAACCUGUGUGAUUUGAUCGUGGAGACCUUCGGGCCCAAAAGGGAUCUGCCGCUGCUAAUGCCCUGUGGCAACGGCGUUGGUCAGACGCUGCGACUCCGCCUGGUGGCCCAAGGAUUUCGGGUGGACGCCAUCGAGGUAUACGAGAGUAAGUCCCAUCCAGAGUUCGUCAAUCAGAUGCGACAUGCCAUGAAGUUCAAGCGCAUGGAGACGAUCGUUUUCUUUGGACCCUCCAGCGUUCGUAGUGCCCUGGAGUUCUUUGAGAACUACAACGUUUCGCUCAAGGAUCGCAAGUUGAUAGCCGUGGGAAGCGGUACCGAAAAGGCAAUGAAGGAUGCUGGGAUAAAGGCAGAUGCCAUAGUGAAUUCCACCGACGUUGACCAACUGAUAAGAAUCAUCAAAACGUAGUUCAGACGGCGAAUUAUUCUUUUUGCUUGUUGUUUUUACCUGUUUAUACUUUUGGUAUGCUUUCAAAAUUACGUGUCCUUAAGGGAACCGAAACCAUUCGGAAUUCCAUUAAAUAGGAGAACUACUUACCAACUUCCAAAAAUAUUAAUAA